AGGACCCACGCCCAUGCACGGACAACCGCCAGUCCACGCAGGCGCACUGGCUCUCUCUGUGUCAAACAUGGCUGUGCUUUUGAAGAAAGAAAAAUGCUGAAUUGUGUUGCAGAAUUUCGCCAAAAGAGGAAAACAUGGCUAGACUGGCUGAUUACUUUAUAGUAGUGGGAUACGACCAGGAUAAGUCUGGAUCUGGUGAAGGAUGUGGCAAGAUAAUUCAACGCUUCCCCAAAAAGGACUGGGAUGGCACGGCAUUUCCCCAGGGUGUGGAGAUGUUCUGCCAGCCUGGUGGAUGGAGGCUGUCUCGUGAGAGGAAACCCCCAACAUUCUUCACAGUGGUGCUGACAGACAUAGAUUCAGAACGACACUACUGCUCCUGUCUGACCUUCUUUGAGGCAGAGGUCAACCUACAGGUCUCAAAGACGCUGGAGGCAGAUGGUGAUGAAGAUGAGGAAGAGGAAGAGGAAGAAGAGAAGGAUGGUUUGAUCCAGCCAGCUCAAAUUUUUGCACCCAAAAGUUUGAUUCUUGUCUCCAGACUGGAUUACCCAGAAAUAUUUAGGGGCUGCUUGGGAUUGAUCUACACAGUGUACAUAGACAGUCUGAGCUUCCCUCUGGAAGGACUGGUGGCAAACCUCUUCACAUGCUUGGUUCCAGUGGCUGGAGGUUCCCAGAAGCUCUUUUCAUUGGGAGCGGGGGACCGGCAGCUCAUCCAGACCCCCCUGAAUGACAGCCUACCAGUCAGCUGUAAAAGCGUAGCGCUCCUCUUCCAACAGCUAGGAAUCCAGAAUGUUCUUAGUCUCUUUUGUGCGGUUCUGACGGAGCACAAGGUUUUGUUCCAUUCUUCCAGCUAUCAGAGACUAGGAGAGGCCUGCCGUGCCUUAGAGACCCUCAUGUUUCCUCUUAAGUACAGCUACCCCUACAUUCCUGUCCUCCCAUCUCGUCUGCUGGAGGUGUUGAGCUCGCCUACACCCUUCAUCAUCGGAGUGCACUCCAUGUUCCAGAGCGAGAUCCAAGAGCUGCUCGAUGUGAUCAUUGCUGACCUUGAUGGAGGAACAAUAAAAAUCCCGGAGUGUAUACACCUCUCCCAGCUCCCUGAACCCCUGUUGCACAAUACUCAAAAAGCACUGUCCAUGGUUUUGCACCCAGAUCUGGAAGGAGCAGAUAAUGCCUUCCCACCCCCUCGUUCUGCUCCAUCCAACCUCAAACUGCUGGAUAAGGAGGUGCGGGCGGUCUUCCUGCGCUUGUUUGCACAACUCUUCCAGGGCUACAGGUCCUGUCUGCAGCUCAUUCGCAUCCAUUCCGAACCUGUGAUUCACUUUCACAAGGCUGCCUUCCUGGGCCAGCGGGGCCUGAUAGAAAAUGACUUCCUGACCAAGGUGUUGGAUGGCAUGGCCUUUGCGGGAUUCGUGUCUGAACGGGGCCCUCCGUACAGAGCCUGCGAUCUGUUCGAUGAGCUGGUGGCCUUAGAUGUAGACCGCUUUAAGGAGGAAGAGGAGAACCUGGUCAAAUUCCAGAAGCGUUUGAGAGAGCUGUCAGAGCAGCUUUACAAAAACGAGAACCCGAACCCCCACAUGGCCUUCCAGAAAGUGCCUCGUCCCAGCGAGGGCUCGCACCUGCGGGUGCACGUGGUUCCCUUUCCCUUUCUGGAGGAGGAGAGGGUGGAGGAGUUGAUACAGGAGGGCCUGGCCAAGCAGCACACCGCCCCUAUCAGUACCCGUCCAGAGAGGAAGUGUGUGGUGCCCGCCGGACCCCCUGUGGUAUCUAUCCUGGGCAAGGCCAGCUCGGUUUUUAACAGCGCUCGUAGACUGGAGGUGGUCCGGACGUGCAUCGGCUUCAUCUUCGACAACAAGACUCUGGAGACAGAGAAGACGCUCCCUGCGGCUCUUCGGGCCCUGAAAGGCAGAGCAGCACGCCAGUGUCUGACCGAAGAGCUCAGCCACCACGUCCGGCAGAACCGUGCCAUUCUGGACCACCAGCAGUUUGAUCAUAUUGUUCGCAUGAUGAACUGCGCUCUACAGGACUGCUCCAGCGCCGAGGAAUACACUGUAGCCGCAGCAUUGUUGCCCCUGACGACAGCAUUUUACCGGAAAUUGGCAGCUGGGGUGGAUCAGUUCGCUUACACCUGCAUACAAGACCAUCCUAUCUGGACCAAUCAGCAGUUCUGGGAGGCCACCUUCUACUCUGAGGUGCAAAACCAGAUCAGAGCGCUUUACCUCACCGCCCCUGAGGACAAACAACUCAUCACUGCCAAGAUCAAGGAACAGAGUACAUUGUCCGCAGCAGCCAGCGAGUCAGAAAGGACCGCUAUGGACCUCGCAGCAGAGCAGUUGCGUGCUUGGCCCAGUCUGAGCAAAGAGAAGCAACAAGAGCUGGUGAAGAACGAGGAGAGUACUGUGUUCAGCCAGGCCAUCCACUACGCCAGCCUGAUGGUCUACCUGCUCGUACCGCUGGACACCAGCAAAAACAAGCUGCUGCGCUCCACCCCUGCAGCUGACUGGGAGAGCGGCAGCAACAGCAUCCUCACAAACAGUAUUGCAGGGAGUGUGGCAGAGAGCUUUGACACGGAGAGUGGAUUCGAAGACUCUGAGACCAGUGACGUGGCCAACACUGUGGGGCGAUUCAUCUCUCGUUUCAUUGACAAAGUGUGCACAGAGAGUGGAGUGACCCAGGAUCAUAUCAAGAGCCUGCAUAGUAUGAUUCCAGGUAUUGUGGCAAUGCAGGUGGAGACUCUAGAGGCGGUUCAUAGAGAAAGCAGAAGACUGCCUCCCAUUCAGAAGCACAAGAUCCUGCGGCCUGCCCUGCUGCCUGGAGAGGAGCUGGUGUCCGAGGGGCUACGGGUGGUCUUGGACCCUGAUGGUCGAGAGGAAGCCACAGGGGGCCUUCUGGGAGGACCGCACAUCCUGCCAGCAGAGGGAGCACUCUUCCUCACCACUUACCGUAUCGUUUUCAAAGGCACUCCUCACGACCCACUAGUUGGCGAACAGGCCGUGAUCCGAAGUUUUCCGAUAUCCACUCUAACUAAGGAGAAAAAGAUUUCCAUCCAGAACCAGCUACAGCAAAACAUGCAGGAGGGGCUUCAGCUGAGAUCCGCCUCCUUCCAGCUAAUUAAGGUGGCGUUUGACGAGGAGGUGAGCUCAGAGAUGGUAGAGAUCUUCAGAAAACACCUGCAACGGAUCCGCUACCCAACAUCCAUCUUUAGCACCUUUGCUUUUGCAGCAGGACAGACAGCACCGCAGCUCAUAUUACCCAAACAGAAAGAGAGGAACACGGGCUUCCGCACACUAUCUAAGACCAUUGUGAAAGGGGCUAAAAGGGCCGGUAAGAUCACAAUGGGCCGCCAGUCCACUCUGAAGAAAAACGAGAAAGGCAGUCGCAUGACGUGGCACGAGGAUGAUGACAUCUCCAUCUCAGAUGAUGGGGAGCCCCCCUCCAGCAGCACACUGAAGGCCUCAGAGAAGUCCACUAUGGAGCAGUUAGUGGAGCGAGCCUGUUUCCGUGACUACCAGAGGCUGGGCCUGGGUACCAUUAGUGCUAAUUCCACACGGUCUAAAAGCGGAGAGCAGUUCCGUGUUACGGCAGUCAACAGGCUCUACUCAUUAUGUCGCAGUUACCCUGGUCUCCUGGUGGUGCCUCACACCGUGCAGGACAGCAGUCUUCAUAAGGUGUCCCGCUGCUACCGGCACAACCGUCUCCCAGUUGUGUGUUGGAAACACCCUCGCACCAAAACGGUUUUACUUCGCUCGGGAGGUUUUCAUAGCAAGAGUGUGGUUGGGCUUUUCAAGUCUCAGAACCCUUCCCCAGCAGCUCCGACAUCCUCAGAGACCUCCAGCAGUCUGGAACAGGAGAAAUACCUGCAGGCCAUCCUCAGCUCCAUCCCCAUCUACUUCAAACCCAACGGCAGCAACACCCUCACCAACCGUUCCCUUGUCGGCUUGUCCCCAGGUACUGCAAAGAUAUCAGCAAGCGAUAGAAGGGCAUCAAGAAUACCAAAGAUGGCCCCUGUCCAUUUGGACAUUUCCUUCACCAAUAGCUUCACCAGAGGAGUACUCGGGUACAGGGAUAAACUAUUCACUCACUCAAACCAAAAAGCUUCAGCUAAGGGAAGAAUUCACAGUCAAGGUGUGUGGGCUAGUCUGCGGUCUAGCAGCAGAUUCAUCCAGCACCCCGCUGCUGUCGACGUGGGCGCGCGGUUGGCUAGCAAGGAUCUGGCGCCCCCUACAGGCAUUGAGACCCUUCAGGCCCAACUCCACAAGCAUCAAGCCGCUCUCUACAUCUUUGGAGAAAAGUCUCACUUCAGGGGCUUAAAACUGGACUCAGCGCUGAACUGUGAGCUGGUGCCGGUCGAGUUUGCAGAUACCAGACAGGUGAAGGGCUCCUUCAAGAAGCUUCUGAGGGCAUGUGCACCCAGUUCCAUGCCCUCCGACACCGAGGACUCGUUCCUUAAGGCUCUGGAGGAGAGCGAGUGGAUGCAGCAGCUACACAAGCUGCUGCAGCUGGCUCUGGUUGUGGUGGAGUUGCUGGACAGUGGAUCAUCUGUGCUAGUUAGUCUUGAGGAUGGCUGGGACAUCACCACUCAGGUGGUUUCCCUCGUGCAGGUGCUCAGCGAUCCAUUCUACAGGACCCUAGAGGGCUUUCAGGUGCUUUUGGAGAAAGAGUGGCUGUCCUUUGGCCACAAAUUCAGCCAACGUGGCACCCUGACCCCCAGCAGCCAGGGCAGCGGCUUCACUCCCAUCUUCCUCCAGUUUCUUGACUGUGUCCAUCAGGUUCAUAACCAGUACCCCCUUGAGUUUGAGUUUAAUCAAUACUAUCUGAAGUUUCUGGCAUACCACUACAUCUCCAAUCGCUUCAAAAACUUCCUUCUGGACUCGGACUACGAGCGCCUGGAGCACGGCACAUUGUUUGAGGACAAAGGAGAAAAGCAGUCCAAGAGAGGAAUCUGUAUCUGGGAGUGUAUCAACCGAAUGCACAGCAAAAGCCCUCUCUUCUUCAACUACCUGUACAGCCCAUCAGAGACGGAGCCGGUGUUGAAACCAUUGAUUUCCAUUCCCAAUCUGACAACAUGGGAGUUCUACACGGGGGAGACACUGUCCACAGGCCCCUCUUAUGACUGGUGUAUGCUCGCUGUGCGCUCGCAGAGCACGGACGACUCCGACACCAUCGCCACCACCAAGAGGAGGAUCGUCUGGCCAUGUUACAGCAGUGUCAGCCGCGCACAGCCUGAUGCCAUCACCAAACUAUUGGCAGACAUUGAGAGUCUGGAGGGAGAACUGGGACAGCAGUCGGAGGCCUGGCACACCACGCUGGAGAAGGUGCUAGACAGCAUCCAGGAAGACCUCAAACAGGAGGGCAAUCUACGGAAAGAGUCGGUGUCCAUCUCUGGCUUGGUCCCCACUUCCAACCUGCAGGCCUACCAGCGUCGCUCCAUGUUGCACCUACCUGACAGCGGCCUCGGAGAGGACAGUAGCCCCACUGCGGCCAAUGGCGUUAAUCGUAGAGCAGCCACACUCUACAAUCAGUUUACCCCGAAGAAUGAAGACAAUAGAUCAUUUGAGGGAAUUCUGUAUAAGCGAGGGGCAUUACUUAAAGCGUGGAAAGCUAGGUGGUUUGUUCUGGACAUAACAAAACACCAGCUGAGGUAUUAUGAGACGGACGAGGACACAAGCUGUCGUGGCUAUAUUGACCUGGCUGAAGUGGAGUCUGUCCUGAUUGCCACACCGACCAUAGGAGCCCCCAAACACAUCAGUGAAAAGGCUUUCUUUGAUCUGAAGACCACUAAACGGGUGUACAACUUCUGUGCGGCGGAUGCUCAGAAUGCCCAGCUUUGGAUCGAUAAGAUCCAGAGCUGCAUCUCAGACGCAUGAAGCCCUCUUCUUUCACACGACCCAUCAGCACCACCUCUCACUGCAGGGAGACUCACUGUGCAAUUAGUAGGAUGGUAGUAAAGCCUUCAGUGCCUGUUGAAAAUCCAAAAGACUCCUGAGAAACACUGCGUCUGAGCAGCGGAGAACAAAAACACUGCCCCGUUCACUCUUCUGUGGAGCUGCGAUUACGGUGUCCCACUCCUGAGGUGACUGGUGAAAAUGAUGCAAUGCACUACACUGACAUUCGCUGAACAAACUGCUAUGUGUAACUGAGACAAAGCAAUAGCACUAAUCUUAAACUCGGGGGUCAAUAUAAUCGUGACAAGAGGUGUGUUCUGCAAAACAAGAAUACUGUUGCUGCUGAUAAAAUGCAAAAUCUGACAACUCUACUUAGAAAGAUGCACAAUGUGUAAAUGAUUUGCACUUACUGAUAUGCACUCCGUACAAAGCAGAUUUUUAAUGGCUAGAACAACUAGGCAAAAGGCAUUAUGUUUUAACUACAUAUCGAAGCUUGGAGCGAACAACUUUAUGCUCUAGUGUGCAAAGUAUUUUUUUUUUAUAUAUAUAUAUAUAUAUAUUUGCAAAAACUUUUCUCUUCAGUAUGAAUGUUAUACUCAUGCGUAACAGAAAUGUUGCUCUGUAAAUUAUUUUUUAAGCAUUAAAAGUGUCACCUGUGUGUGUUUGUUGAAUGGAGAGUUUGAUGUGUGUGUGUGUGUAUAUAUAUAUAUAUAUAUUACAAUUCAAGCUUUUUAUACUCUGCUGAAUAUGCUAUUAAAUAUGUUUUUCUAACCUUUUAGUCUAACUUGAAAUAAACACUCAUAUUUAUACUUAAAAAUUAUGGAGAGUUUACAGACUAAGCAAAGCACUUCCUGCCUGAGAUGGUUGAGAUGGUUGUCAAAAAGUUUUGUUUGAAAUGAAGGGAAGAACACUAUAUUUCUCCAUUUUUGGUGAGGCUAUAUGUGAUGUUGAUAGAUUUAUAAGGCACUAAGGUUUUAUCUGUUUGGUGGUGUAUCUGUAAAGUUAAGAAGCAAAACGAAAAAAUAUCAGACAAGAUGUCUGUUACUGAACCUAAAAUGACGUUACUGUAUGUACAAUACUGUGUGGUGCCACUAAUGCUUUUGGUUUGUUUACUGUUUUGUUCAUGUUUCAUUUUGGGUUUUGCUGUUAUUUGAAAUAAAUCUUGAUCUCAAUUA
Ctenopharyngodon idella (grass carp) is the source of this 7054-nucleotide messenger RNA. RefSeq names its product SET binding factor 2 (gene sbf2). The transcript is spliced from 42 exons. Lineage: Eukaryota; Metazoa; Chordata; Actinopteri; Cypriniformes; Xenocyprididae. Bases 135 to 5861 code for a protein of 1908 amino acids. The record is from RefSeq and is a predicted model, not a curated record.